Tetrapisispora phaffii CBS 4417 is the source of this 210-nucleotide messenger RNA. RefSeq names its product Eri1p (gene ERI1). The record is from RefSeq and is a predicted model, not a curated record. NCBI's taxonomy places the organism in Eukaryota, Fungi, Ascomycota, Saccharomycetes, Saccharomycetales, Saccharomycetaceae. The transcript has a single exon. The coding region runs from base 1 to 210 and encodes 69 amino acids.
AUGAAUCAAAAGUUAUUAGGUUGUUUAGUGUUACUCGGGACCUAUUCUAUAGUGACAUUGGCGUUAUAUUCCUUUAAAUUUGCAUUAGUGAAUGAGACAAUAUCAUAUUAUUGGAGCGCUGUCCUUUUGUUGCCAGUAAUACUGUGGUUAUGGGCUUUAGUUGCAUGGUGUGAAGCUGAAAUGUUAAGUAAUGCCAAAAGAGAAUGGUAA